UGCAGCUCUCAAGAAUACGCCAAGAAAUCAUUAUAAUGAAGGCUAGUGGAAGGCAGCUUCUGGGUUUGGUCUUUGCCAUCUUCGGCUCUCUUGGAUGCAUGGCCAUCUGCAUCGGCUCCACUUGGAAAUUUGCUCAGAAUAAUGGGCUGGGUUUGUGGAAGUACUGUGAGAGUCAGGACUAUUACUACAGGACAGCAUGUGAAGCUUAUAUUUCUCUGGAUGUACCUCAAGAACUGAAGGCUGCCAGAGUGCUCACCAUCAUGGCCAUCAUCAUCAAUGUUUUUGGUAUCAUGCUUGGUGUGGUAGGGGGCAACUGCACCACCAAUGAUCAGGAUGAAAGGCAAAAGACUAAAGAGGCCUUUGUUUCUGGAAUUGCCUUCAUCAUUGCAGGUGUCUUGGUGCUCAUACCAGUCUGCUGGACCACAAUCACCAUAGCUCAUGAAUCCUACAAUGAAGAAUACAGAAUGGGAGCUGCGCUCCACAUCGGGUGGGUGUCUGUAGGGCUGCUGAUACUGGGUGGAAGUCUCCUUUGCAGCUCCUGGCCACUCAAAAAGGAGACUAGCUAUGAUGUUAAGUACUCCCAACCUCCCUCUGUGUAAAUCAGGGUCUUGUAAAAAGAAAAAGCAGUUAAUUAGAAAGAGUAAAAGCUCUUUGAAACUUAAAUGUGUGAUUUGGAUGAGUAGUAAAGUUUGUGUAUUUAAACUUUCUGUAAAACCUUUGCCGUUGCUGCACCCAGGCUAUGGAAUACUCUCCUUCUUCAUAUUCGCGCGUCAGAUUCCAUUCAGUCUUUUAAAUCACGUUUAAAAACGUAUUUGUUUGAUCUGGCAUUUAAGGCGAAUUAGGGUAAUUUACAUCUGGCUCUGUAUUUAGAUUAUGUAAUUAUCUUAUAUUUUAUAUAUUUGUAAUUUAUAUUUUAUUGUGAUUUUAUUU
Messenger RNA from Haplochromis burtoni (Burton's mouthbrooder), 930 nucleotides. RefSeq names its product claudin-4-like. Gene Ontology annotation, molecular function: structural molecule activity. NCBI's taxonomy places the organism in Eukaryota, Metazoa, Chordata, Actinopteri, Cichliformes, Cichlidae. Gene Ontology annotation, biological process: cell adhesion; bicellular tight junction assembly. Gene Ontology annotation, cellular component: bicellular tight junction; plasma membrane. The record is from RefSeq and is a predicted model, not a curated record. The coding region runs from base 36 to 599 and encodes 187 amino acids. The transcript has a single exon.